AUGGCCUGGGGCUCCAGCUUCCUCAAGUCAAGUCCUCCCCCACCUCCCCUCCCUCCACCUGUCGUCCCUCGCUCGGGCCCCGAAAUCGAUGCCACGACCGUCGCCUCGCUCCUCGGUGUGGUCGCCCUCCUCGCCGGCGCCUAUGCAAUCUCCACCAAAGCGCUUCCCCGCACCGCGUCGCUGAAGAUCCGCAUCCUGUUCAUCUGGCACCUGUUCGACGCCCUCGUACACUUCGUCUUCGAGGGCAGCUUCCUGUGGAACUGCUUCUUCGUGUCGUACGCGCUGCCGACCAGCUUCGCCGCACAGAAGAACCUCCAUGUCACGCUCUUCACGCCUCCGGACGUCUACUGGCUGGGUAUCAAGGACAGGCUGUAUGGAGCGAACUACGGCGAGAGCCCUGCGAGCAGGCUGUGGCAGGAAUAUGCAAAGGCGGACAAGCGGUGGGGAGGGACGGAUCUGACGGUCAUCAGCCUGGAGCUGUUGACGGUAUUCGUGGCGGGUCCGUUGGCGCUGUGGAUCUGUUGGAGCUUGCGGGGCGAGGAGCGAAAGGGCGUGUUGAAGAAGUGGUUCUGGAUGGUGAUUCUUGCGACGGGCGAGAUAUAUGGAGGCUGGAUGACUUUCGCUCCUGAGUGGCUUUCAGGCAGCCCCAAUCUCGACACGUCGAAUUGGAUGUAUCUAUAUCUUUACCUCGCCUUCUUCAACGGCCUUUGGGUCGUCUUCCCGCUGUGGGUUCUGUGGGAGGCGUACGCCGCGAUGAGUGCGGCGAUGAGUCAGGCUGAGAUGGUAGAUCUAGUCAACUAUCUGAAAAAGGACGACUGA
Messenger RNA from Dothidotthia symphoricarpi CBS 119687, 819 nucleotides. RefSeq names its product Emopamil-binding protein. Gene Ontology annotation, molecular function: cholestenol delta-isomerase activity. The record is from RefSeq and is a predicted model, not a curated record. Gene Ontology annotation, biological process: sterol metabolic process. The coding region runs from base 1 to 819 and encodes 272 amino acids. Gene Ontology annotation, cellular component: membrane; endoplasmic reticulum. Lineage: Eukaryota; Fungi; Ascomycota; Dothideomycetes; Pleosporales; Dothidotthiaceae. The transcript is spliced from 3 exons.